AGUAAAAUGGCUGCCGCAGAGGCCGGGCCCGGGCAGUGUCGGCGGCAGUGGCCGAACCUCCUCCUCCUCCUCUUCUUGUGCUAAAGAGGGGCGGGCGGAAGGCCUAACUUUGCUGUGGAGCCGGGAUUUGCAGUUCCUGCAGACAUGGAAGAGGAGGAGAAUGGACACCCCCCGGUAAGGGAGGAUCCUGCACGAGGUGGGGAGAAGCCGGCCGCUGAACCGUCUCUCGAUGCAGAUUGGGACCAGUCGGGUGCCUUCUGUGCUGGCCAGGUUAUCAUUUUGAAAGCUUUGCAGCAAGCUGUGGGCAGUGGCUUGGCCGCUGAACUGCAAGAUCCAGCCAGCGAAAAAGAUGCUGAACGCAAGCGCACAAGCCGAAGGAAAUGGUGCCGGAGCUCCAGAUCCGAAGGGCUGGGAGGAAGUUGGCUGGGAACAGGGGAUCCUGCGUUGGUCUGUGAUAGGAACCCCCCAAUGGGUGAGGUUUUUGAGCCUCCUCCUGCUGCUGCAGUACCUGCCUUGGCUGGAGUCCUGGAUUACCUGGAAUGGGCACGCCAUUUGCCCCAGGAAGUAGAAAGCUCCUUGGGGACCCAGGUGGUUUAUGGGGAAGAAGAUAUGGAAGAGGUAGAGCUGGUGGCUGAAGUCCGGCUGGGGGACGUUGGUGCCUUGUCGGGCAUCUUUAGGAGAGAUCGGUCCUGGAGGAUGCAGAAAUCUGUCUGCCUUGGAUCAUCCGCACCUUGCUGGAGAGGAAGAAGGGACUGCCCCGUCGGCCGCUCUUCCCUCCCAGAACAGCCCUACCCUCUGGACCCGCACAGAACUCUGCCAGUAAUGGACAAGGGCCCUUGGACUUCUGCUUUAGUCAGGAGUGAGGUUUCGCAGUCCCCCAAAGUAGACAGGACUUCACCUUAUCUGGGCAUGACUCUGGGCACUGGCAUGGGGAUAUCCAAUGGGGGGCAGCAACGCCCACAGGGCGCCACGGGCCGCGAGUCCGAGUCCCAGCAGCGUUCCCAGCCGCCGCCUGCCAACUCCCUGGACAAGGCGGAUUCCAGCACCUCCUCCUCUUCCUCGUCCUGCUCCUCAUCAGCGUCCUCCGUGUCCCGCCAUCAGGGCCUCCCUGGCGAAGGAGGCGGAGGUGGCUCCAUCAACCCCUGCCCUGCCAUGCGCUCCCCAGACUUGGAUAUUUAUGAUCCCUUCCACCCUACUGAUGAGGAUAACCUGAACGGCGACUUCGGCUUUGGUGACUCACCCCACAAAGAGGCAGAGGGUGGCCGGCAUGACCAGAAAUAUGACCCCUUCGACCCCACAGGCUCCAACCCCAGUUCUUCGGCUACCACCCCUUCUCCCGAGGAGGAUGACGACGAUGACGACGAGGAGGAAGACGAUGACCGUGACCAGCCUCCUCCCGACAUGUCCCACAGCAUCAGCCGCAUCUCAGAAACGUUGGCCGGGAUCUACGAUGAGAACAGCUUGAGCCAAGACUUCCCCAGCUCAGACAAAGGGCAAGAGGAUUCGGAGCCCGAAGCGGAACCUGGCAGGGAUUACGAAAGCGAGUCGGCCUGUCCCGCUGAGCCCCCCGAAGGCAAGGAGCCCCCCGGUGCCGAUUCCACGCUGCCCGAGGAGCUUCUUCCUGAACAGUUGGAAUCUAAAGCCCCUGAGCCGCGCCGAAGGGUCUUUGUGGUAGACCUAGCUCCUAAAGGCCGCUUGGAUGCUGAAGCAAAGCCUCAGCUUGAAGGUAAAGUGUCCCUGGAAGUGGUAACGGUCGGGAAUGCCAAGCUAAGGACUGGGGAGAAGGCAUCCAAGGGAAGCGGACAUCACCGGGGUGGACGCCGGUCCUCAAUGGAGUGGGAUGGGAGUGGAGGUGGGGACUCAGAAAUCGAGGAAGGGGAGAUUGUCCAGCCAGAAGAUGAGAGGUACAGCCCCAUCCGACUGUUCCGGAGCAGGUGUCGCCCCGCUGAGCAGCGUACCCUGCGGGUGGUGGAAGGAGAUGACUUCCUGUCAUUACACGCCGACUCAGAUGACGAAGGAGCCUUGCAGAUUGACUUCAGCGAGAGCCAGCCCGACCCACGUUGGAAGGGGGUGGACCUAAGGCGGAAGAUCCUGACUCAGCGCCGAGAACGCUACCACCGAGCCCCGUCCCCCUUGCCGCCACCUCCACCUCCUCCAGCCCCCAAACGUCCCGCUUCCAAGUCCCACUCUGGCUCCAGCUCCGGCUCCUGUAAGAAAUCAAAAAGGGAGCGGAAAAGAUCACGAGAACACAAGGCCUCGAAAUCUAAGGAAUCGUACACCUCUUCGUGGAACCCGAAGAAGAAAUCCAAGUCACGCUCCAAAUCCAAGGAGCGUCGACGCUCGCGCCACAGGGCCUCGCGGUCUCGCUCACACCACCGAACGUCCCGUUCCUGGUCACCCUCCAUCAGCACCAGCUUGUCCGCUGUCGGUUCCUCACACACCUCUGCUGAGCGCCGCAAGAGCAGGCGUUCUAAGUCGAAGGAGAAGAGGCGGGGGCGUCGUUCCCGAUCACGCAGCAGUAGCCGCGCCCAUCGCAGUAGGCACAAAGACAAACACCGAGGGGAUAGCAGCAGGAAGAAGAAGAAACGCUCCCGGUCUCACUCACGUGAGAAACAUCCUUCCCGUCGCUUAUCCAAGGACAAGGAGCGGGAACGAGAAGUCCACCUGUUGGAGGAACCCAAGUCGGAAAAGGUCUUGCUGGAAAGACGGAGAGAUGCACGGACUGUGGUGCCGCCAUCGAUCCAAGACCUCAACGACAAUGACCUCUUCACCAUCAAGAGGACCAUCACGGUGAACCAGCAAGAGAAAAUGGAGAGCCUGCUGGAGACACCGGAAAGAGCGAAGCGAGAAGUGCUGUAUGACUCAGAGGGAAUGAGCUUUGAUGCUUGUUUCUCGGACCGUGAGCCCGCCGAGGAAUCCAAAUCCGGUGGGGCUCGCUCAGGAGCCAAGGAGGAGACAGUCCCCUCCCGUAAGGACAAGCGGCCCGAGGAGGACACAAAGCAGAAGUUGCCCAAGGAGAAAGAGCGCAAGAGGGCCUACCCCGAGGACCGUCCCAGUGCCCGCGACAAGUACAAAAAGAAGCUCAAAGAGGGGCCUCCCUGUUCUGAACAACAGGAAUUGCCCAAGGCGGAAAAGAAAGCCCGACCCGAUCGAGACAAGGCCGGGAAGAAAAUCAAAACUGGAAGUCACAAGGAGAGCGGCAAGCUAGGCUCGGGUCGGAAAGUGAAGCUUCAGUCUAAGGUGGCCGUACUGAUCCGGGAAGGGGUAAGCAGCACCACGUCAGUGAAGGAAGUCGGCUCCAUCGGUGUGAAGUUCAGCCGUGACAGGGAGAGCCGGUCGCCUUUCCUCAAGUCAGAGGAGAAGGUGCUGAUGGUCGGGGCUUCGGCGGCAGGCCAAGGCGAGAUGACGGACAUCAAGGAGCCAGGCUUCAAGCCCAAGAAAGUCAAAGGACUGAAGGCUAAGAUGGGUGUGAAGAAGCUGAAGGGACUCAAGCCAAAAGGUGCCUCGGAGCCCAAGAAAAAGAAGAAGCUCAAGGUGAAGACGGGGCUGAAAAAGUCCAAAGCAGACAGCUGCAGCCAGGGCGCGAGCAGCCCUUUGAGGGUCAAGGAAGAGCCCUCGUGGUCUGGCUCGGAGAAGUCGGAGGGCACCGCCAAGCCUCCGAGCCCUCAGCUGUUGGCUCCCGGCCAGGAGCUCACGCCUGAUUCCCAGACCGUGGACAGCAGCUGCAAGACACCCGAUGUCUCCUUCCUUCCUGAUGACCCCCCAGCUGAGCAGCCCAGCGUGCUAGAGGAUGAGCCCGAAGCAGACAGCUUGUCCGAGACCAAAGAGGAGCAGCCACCACAGCAGCCGCCUCACACUUCGCGCACUUUGCCUCCGCCCUCCGCUCCCAUGUCUUGGAACCUGCAGGGUGGGGUAGACUGCACCAGCGGAGUGUUGGCAUUGACUGCCCUGCUCUUCAAGAUGGAAGAGGCCAACCUUGCAAGCCGGGCUAAAGCCCAGGAGCUUAUUCAAGCAACCAACCAGAUCCUGACCCACACCAAGCCUUCGACCUCCUUGGGGCCUCCCCAACCACCGGCACCGCCCGCCCACCCGCCUGCGUCGCACCUGGCCACGCCACCCGUCUCAUACCUGCUUCAGAGCUCCUUGCCUAUGGGAGGAUGUGGCUCAACGCCCCCCACCCCUACAGGGGUGUUGCCGGGGUCUUUGAGCCAGACUCCGGUAGGCCCUCCCUCGGCUGGCAUCUUUGCUUCCUCGUCGGGCACCGAUCUGGGCAGCACCAGCUCUGAUGGGCGCGGAGACAGUGAUAAGUACCUGAAGAAGCUUCACACCCAAGAGCGGGCUGUGGAGGAGGUGAAACUGGCGAUUAAACCCUAUUACCAGAAAAAGGAGAUCACCAAGGAGGAAUAUAAAGAUAUCCUGCGCAAAGCCGUCCACAAGAUCUGCCACAGCAAGAGUGGAGAAAUCAAUCCAGUCAAGGUGAACAACCUAGUGAAGGCCUACGUCCAGCGAUACAAGUACUUUCGAAAACACGGGCGCAAGAUGGAUGAGGAGCCAGGCUUCCCCAAGGAAAUGGGGGGGUUGGACAAGUCUGGCUUGCCCAUGCCCCCACUCUGAUCUCCUCUGACGUGGAAGAAAUCAAAAUCAAAAUGGGGCCCUUUUAUGCAAAUAGGCUUGGCUGAGCUCCCGAACCCCCCGCCCCGUUACUGUGGGGUGUGGAUGGAAGGGUUGGGAUGACUCGUGUUUUUUUUUUUGUUGUUUGGGAGGGGUGGCAUUUGGAGAAUGCAGUUCUUGUUCAUCUGCUACCUGCCCCUUGACCCCCCUCUCCUUCCCCCCCUCCAACACUUUCAGCUUUUAGCCACAAAAUCGACGUGUGUUUUACCCUGUAAAUACAAGAUGGAAAUGAAUGGGACUAAUUUUUAGUUCCACCGCUCUGGAAUCCCCCACGAUGAAUCGGUGGAUGUUCUUCCUUCUCCCCCCCCCCACCUAGUUUUUACUCAUUUAGCAUGUUUUAAUUUGACGGUUUUAUUCUUGCCCUCCCUCCCCACCUCCAGCAGCUGAGAAAACAGCAGUACCACAACCGGGUGAUAGACGGCAACUUCUUGCCAAGGUUGGGCAACACCCCCUCCCGCAGUUGUAAGUUUGUCUGUCAUACUCUCCCCCACCCUCCUCUUAUUUCCCUUUCUCCUCAUAAAACUGCAUUUAGCCAUCUAAAACCCGGCUCAUCUCUGUGAUCCUUUUAGGCCAGUGUGUUGCGUUGGUUUGGCGGAGGACUUCUUGGCCCUUGUGGGCAGUGAUCGCCCCCCCUCCACCCCUCCCUCCUGCAGAACUCUUCACAGGAAGCCCGAUUGCAUCUGCUGCUUUAAUCCCCCUCCCAAAAGUUUCCUCACAGCUACCAGGUGUUUUGCAAGUG
Gekko japonicus is the source of this 5410-nucleotide messenger RNA. It is a transcript of the gene SCAF1, whose product is annotated as SR-related CTD-associated factor 1. Gene Ontology annotation, molecular function: RNA polymerase II C-terminal domain binding. Bases 145 to 4614 code for a protein of 1489 amino acids. Lineage: Eukaryota; Metazoa; Chordata; Lepidosauria; Squamata; Gekkonidae. The record is from RefSeq and is a predicted model, not a curated record. The transcript is spliced from 11 exons.